Messenger RNA from Lepisosteus oculatus (spotted gar), 1496 nucleotides. It is a transcript of the gene bcdin3d, whose product is annotated as BCDIN3 domain containing. Gene Ontology annotation, molecular function: RNA methyltransferase activity; O-methyltransferase activity. Gene Ontology annotation, cellular component: cytoplasm. The record is from RefSeq and is a predicted model, not a curated record. Lineage: Eukaryota; Metazoa; Chordata; Actinopteri; Semionotiformes; Lepisosteidae. Gene Ontology annotation, biological process: negative regulation of pre-miRNA processing.
CUUCCGAUGCGGGCGGUUCUAUUGUUUUCCAGCUCCAGCGUGUUUCCACCCGGAGAGGUUUUAAAGCCGGACAAACAUGGCCGCGCCCGCCGGUGACGGCGUGAAAGAGGAGUGUGAGCAAGUGAUCCAAGAUGAUCCAGGAGCGGCUCGUUUUGGGAAUUUUAUCAAUUACUACACGUUCAAUCCUCCGGAAAACCGCUUGAGCUUAAUACCAGCCAAUCUGCUUGAGGAACUGGGCUACAGCUCCGACAACAGUGCGCCCAUUUUGAUUCUCGACGUGGGAUGCAAUUCCGGGGAUUUGAGUGUGGCGCUGUACAGGCACCUCCUCGGGCAGGACGGGAGUCCUGGGGAGACUCAGCCCAGCAGAGAGCUCCACCUGCUGGGGUGUGAUUUAGACGAGGCCCUGAUCCAGAGGGCUCAGCAGAGCAACCCUUUCCCAGAGACCGUGUCCUUCACCCAGCUGGACGUCACGCAGGAGCAGGCCUGCCGCGCGCAGCUGGGGGGGUACCUGGGGCGCUUCGGCCGCGCGUCUUUUGACCUGGGCCUGUGCCUGGCGGUGACCAUGUGGGUCCACCUGAACCACGGCGACCCGGCCCUGCUGGCGCUGCUGUCCCGGCUCCCCCGCCUCUGCCAGCACCUGCUGCUGGAGGCCCAGCCCUGGAAGUGCUACCGGGCGGCGGCGCGGCGCCUCCGCAGGCUGGGCCGGCGGGACUUCGAGCACUUCAAGGAGCUGGGCGUCCGCGGGGACGUGGCCGGGCAGGCCCGGGAGCACCUGGAGCGGCGCUGCGGCAUGGAGCUGGUGCGCGCUUUCGGCAGCACGGCCUGGGACCGAAGCCUGCUGCUCUUCCGGAGGCGCGGCGCCGGGGGAGACUCGCCCUGAGGCCGGCUCGCGCCUCUGCUGUGAGCGCCACUCGGGCUCCACAGAGGAAGAGCUAGGGUGCCACCGUGUAAGACAAUCCAAUGCAGACCUGUCUUCAAGGAAGUUUCCUUAUUUAACAUAACUGUCCAGCCUCUGUGAAGCGGACUUUCCCCCACCAGUAGUUUAGAGAAAUGAUUCCCCAUCAACACUUUCCAGCAGGGUCUGGGCUACUGUAGAAAACACUGUAUAAACUGGAAUAGUAGUGCAGUCACUCUCCUCUCACCUGUUUGCCAGAGCUGCACCGACAUGGGACUCAUCCAUAUCUGACUCGUUACCAGUAAUUACAACAAUUUUCUCCAAGUCUUCAGCCUUUCUCCUGCUGUUGUUGUAUUGGAGCCUGUUUGGCCAGCAGAGGGAGACAUCCCAGGCGGGGAUGUGAACAGCAGGUGGUGAAAGCUUUCUGUGACCGCAGGUGUAAAUACUAUAUGUACAGGAGUUGGAUUCCCUCAGUUUGGGUUGUGCUAGAAAUGUUUUAUUUUAAUUAUUCAUUCUUUGAUGGCAAGUGUAAGAACUGGGACAGCUUUUGAAACGUUUUGAUGCUGAUUUCAUGCAUUAAAACAAAAUGGCGUAAACUGAA